Messenger RNA from Synchytrium microbalum, 228 nucleotides. RefSeq lists its product as uncharacterized. Gene Ontology annotation, biological process: translation. Gene Ontology annotation, cellular component: ribosome. The transcript has 2 exons. The coding region runs from base 1 to 228 and encodes 75 amino acids. The record is from RefSeq and is a predicted model, not a curated record. Gene Ontology annotation, molecular function: structural constituent of ribosome. Lineage: Eukaryota; Fungi; Chytridiomycota; Chytridiomycetes; Synchytriales; Synchytriaceae.
AUGACACGUUCCAAAUGGAAGCCGCCCUUUGUAGCAGCCGAGCUACUACUGCCAUGGAAGCAGGAUGUCGCUACACGUCGCAAGUUUCUGGUGCAUAAUGGCAAGGACUAUAAACCCGUCACGGUGACGGCACAGAUGGUGAAUCAUAAGCUGGGAGAGUUUAGUAUUACUAGGAAGCCAUUCUCGUAUAAGAAGAAGGAGGAGAAGAAGGGAAGGGGUGGACAUUAA